GUCAUCUCAGUUUAAGACGCCAACCCCACAGGACAUCCUACAUGGUUGAGACCGGCGCCCGGUGAUGACGUCCACUGAUCGGGCGGGUUAUUUUAGCUGUUGUGAGGGAGCUCCAGAGAAAUAUUAAUAUAUAAUAUAAACAAACAAAUAACCUGACGGACGGACCGACGGACCGGGGUGGAGCCGGACCUGGAGCCGGACCUGGAGCCGGACCUGGAGAGACCUCAACGGGGAUGAACCUCGAUCACCUGGAGCUUAGCCCGGAGAUCAGCGGCGCCCUGAGGAGAGCUGAUCUGAAGUCUGUCGGAGACGUGCUGUGUCUUUCUGUCCCAGACCUGCAGACACUCACCGGUCUGUCCCGGUCUGAUGUCCAACAUCUGCUCACCACCACAGCCAGGGCCUGCAGGAGACGUCCUCCAGUCACAGUCCUCCAGCUGCAGCGUGGAGAGUGUCUCUGGUUGGAAUCCAGGGACAGACUCAGUCUGGGAUGUCCCAUCCUGGACCAGCUGCUGAGGGGGGGUCUGCUGGUGGGGCGAGUCACAGAACUGUCUGGACAGAGUGGGACAGGGAAGACACAACUGGCCCUGCAGCUGUGUCUCAGUGUCCAAUACCCUCCCCAGCAUGGAGGACUGUCCUCAGGGGCGCUCUACAUCUGCACCGAGGACUCGUUUCCUGUCCGACGUCUCGAUCAGCUGAUCAGGUUUCAGUCCAUCCUUCGCCCUGAGGUUCCUCCACAUCUGAUUGGACGCCUCAGCUUCAGCGACCGUGUUUACGUGGAACACGCUGCCGACCUGGACGCCCUCCAGGUGUGUCUGUCCCGCCGGGCCCCCCUCCUGCUGGCUCAGGGUCUGGUCCGGCUCCUGGUCGUGGACUCGGUUGCAGCUCUUUUCAGGUCUGAGUUCCAGGCUGAUGAUUGGCUGGAGAGGAACAAACAGCUGCUCACAUUCUCCUCCACAUUGCACCACCUGAGCCAGGAGUUCUCCACACCUGUCCUCAUCAUCAACCAGGUCACUGAUGUUUUCAACGAUUCAAACAGUUUGAGUCCUUCGUCCUCCACUGUGUCCCCCGCUCUGGGUUUGGCGUGGGCCAAUCAGGUAAUGGUUCGACUGAUGAUGCACCGUCUCCAGGCGACUGUUGCCCGUGGCGACCAGACCAGUGUCCUCCGAAGGUUGGAGGUGGUGUUUGCUCCUCACCUUCCCCGGGACGGACAAGAUGCUGCUGUCUGGACGGAGGGCGUCCGAGGAGUCCUGGACUCUGAAUGAACUUUAUUAACACUGAUUAAAUGUUCACAAUAAACUUUAUUAACACUGAUUAAAUGUUCAUAUAAAAAGAAGUAA
This is a messenger RNA of Mugil cephalus (flathead mullet), 1337 nucleotides long. RefSeq names its product X-ray repair complementing defective repair in Chinese hamster cells 3 (gene xrcc3). Gene Ontology annotation, biological process: double-strand break repair via synthesis-dependent strand annealing; t-circle formation; telomere maintenance via recombination. Gene Ontology annotation, cellular component: replication fork; Rad51C-XRCC3 complex. The coding region runs from base 234 to 1262 and encodes 342 amino acids. The record is from RefSeq and is a predicted model, not a curated record. Lineage: Eukaryota; Metazoa; Chordata; Actinopteri; Mugiliformes; Mugilidae. Gene Ontology annotation, molecular function: ATP binding; ATP-dependent DNA damage sensor activity; four-way junction DNA binding. The transcript is spliced from 7 exons.